AUGCUCAUAUCCAAUGAAUACAGGAAUGCACUUAUAGCAUCUGCUCCUACCGUCUUGCCUGGAAAAAAAAAAAAAAUCGAAGAGAGGUGCAAGAUGAAACUGGUGGAGUGUCCUAGGGGACGAGACCUGCAGGCCAGCGCCUAUUUACUUUCUCAAUGCCCUCUGCGAAAUGUGUCUAAGAGCCAUGGACGGCCAGAUACCACUCAGAUGCUCCGCCCAUGGGAAUCUAUUUUUACCAUAUCCACCCUUUUCUUCGUGUUUGAUAUCCUCCUGCUCUUUGCUUGCUCCCGGCUUGCUCAUUGGCCGCGCCUCCAUCUCGGUCCUCUGGGGGGGGAUAAAGGGGGGUGUAGAGCAGCCCUGAGGCCGGCGCGAGAUCAUACCUCUGCUGUUUCUCAUGGCCAGAUAUCUGUCCCGGAUGGCAGCUCUCCUUUCUGCUGGACUCAGGCGCCUGUCCUGGCAGAGGCUGCAUCUGGCCUCUGCUUUCCCCUCCGUUCAAUUUCUGGGUUAUCCUCUUUCGAGCAUUCGAAGGAGGCUGUAUCUGCCUUUUCUUUCUUAACUCUAAUCCUUAUAAAGUCGACUGAGUUUGUCCUUGAACUGGGAGUCUUUCAAUUCAGAUCUCAACCACCACGGCUUUUGAUAACUCUGCUACACGCUCUAUAUACCCAGAUACUUGUUUAUUGUUUAAUUGACUAUCCUUCCUUUGGGCUCGGCGUCUGCUCUUUACUAUACCAAUCCACAAAGCCCAACACUGUCACCAUGUUCAUUGAACGCCGCCGAAGCACAGGUGAUGGCUACCAGAAGAGAGUCCUGUUCAGUCCCAAGGGGUUCACACAGCACCUAUGCGAGGACAUGGCCGCCCAUGGAUUCUUUGCAGAAGAGGAGUUGAGUGAUAUGGACGACGCCGUCAAUCUCACAGGCUGUCCCCGGGAAUCUGUAAGGGCAUCUCAGUCCUCCCGAGUCCGCAUCCGCAUCUCCGUCAGCCCACAGGGAAAAGGCCAUCGUCGGUCUUCCAGCAUCCAACGAGACGUUGAAUACGAUGAACCACGGAACACUACGCUUUCCCUGACCAACAACAGCUCGAUUGCUGGCCUCCGCAGGAAACGGUCUCCUUCUCCAACACCUUCAAUGACAUCAACUUCAUCUACCGAGGAGGUCAUUCGGCCCUCCAGGAAGAAGACCACUAUUAUGAAGCCGCUGAAUAAGUUCAAGGAGGUCGUUCCGGUUGUGCACAUCCCAGAAUUCAAAGAGCUACCCGUCAAAUCGAGACGCUUCAGAGAAGUGUCCCCCUCUGCCUGCCGCAAGGGUGAUCCUGUCGUUAUCACUCCAAGAGUCAAGCCGACGGUGCCUAGGAAUACGACGCCUGAAGCAACCAAGGGCAACGCUACGUCUUCACCCAAAGAUGGGAAGAAGAAGGUCCGUUUCGUCCUGGGAGAUGAUGACGGGAGACGCGAGAGUCCUCCUGUUCACGGUGUAGCCAAGCGUCUUUCUUGA
Molecule: messenger RNA, 1491 nt
Organism: Trichophyton benhamiae CBS 112371
Lineage: Eukaryota; Fungi; Ascomycota; Eurotiomycetes; Onygenales; Arthrodermataceae
Exons: 2
Coding region: 1-1491 (496 amino acids)
Source: RefSeq, a predicted model, not a curated record